Closterium sp. NIES-67 is the source of this 919-nucleotide messenger RNA. The record is from the annotation of a GenBank genome assembly. NCBI's taxonomy places the organism in Eukaryota, Viridiplantae, Streptophyta, Zygnematophyceae, Desmidiales, Closteriaceae.
CUGUAUUUUCCAAAUGCUUGGCAAGUUCGACUAGCGAGUCGCUCUCGAUUGCACAUUCGUUGGACACGAGGACUGUCGCUUGUGUCCAUUCGUUACACCCGCGUACAAUGGACUCGAACUCGCCAGCCAGCACAACGGAUUUAGGUUAGAACGACGCCAUCGGCGAGGGUGACGAAGAGCGUACCUCGAGGAAGGAAUCCCAAGGGCAGGUUCCGACGCAGUAAUGUCGUCAGGUCUCCUGUUUUUGCCAAAAUGUUUGGCAGUGGCUUUGAAGAGGAGAAGAAAGACUCCAUACUGAUACACGAUAUAGAGUGCUCUACACUGCAGCAGCUUCUCGAGUUCAUGUACACUGGCCAGCUCAAAAUUGAUGAUGCAACAAUCCAGGAAUUGAAGCUCCUUGCAGCAGCUGACAAAUAUGAAGUUCUGCAGCUCACUAAAGCCCUUGAUUCUUAUCUUUGCACAAAUGUGAAAGACGGCAUAGUCUUUGAGUCCUGGAAAGCAGCUAAUCUGCAUAACGCUCCAUUGCUGAAAGAAGCUUCUGCAAGGUACAUUUCCAGCACAAUGGAUCGUGAAGCGACUGCGAAGAUUCUCAAGGUGUGUCCUUUUUUUGCUAUAAUUUUGUGAUUACCUAGUGGCCACUUUGAUAGUUUCUGAAUUGCGCAUGCAGACCAAGAUAUUGGCAGAUGACGUUCAUGAAAGAAUGAUGGCGGCAGAUAUUUUAGAGAUGUGGGCUGAGAACUCAUGAAAGUCUGGUGCAAGGUUGAGAAUCCACAAAGAGUUAUCUGUCAAAGUAUAUAUUUAAAAUCUUUGUGUAGGCUUGGUAGUUGUGCUACUUACUGAAUCCUACUGUAGAGGGGACAACCCCCCCUUCUUGUAUCUCCUCUUCUAGUCCCUCUUCUCCUCCCUCUCAUAACUCUCG